Messenger RNA from Fopius arisanus, 1102 nucleotides. It is a transcript of the gene Ubc7, whose product is annotated as ubiquitin conjugating enzyme 7. NCBI's taxonomy places the organism in Eukaryota, Metazoa, Arthropoda, Insecta, Hymenoptera, Braconidae. Bases 147 to 650 code for a protein of 167 amino acids. The transcript is spliced from 4 exons. Gene Ontology annotation, cellular component: endoplasmic reticulum; cytosol. The record is from RefSeq and is a predicted model, not a curated record.
GCCCACGAUACGUCAAGUACUCAAGUAGUUAAUUGUGCAACAACCUUCAAAUACUCAAUGAAAUGUAGGCCACUUUAUUAUUUCCCGUUAAACUUUUCAUGACAUGAAUAAGUUACUAACAUAAUCAAAUAAAUAACACUAUUGUAAUGGCUGGUUCAGCAUUGAGACGUCUCAUGGCCGAGUAUAAACAAUUAACCUUAAAUCCACCGGAGGGUAUUGUUGCAGGACCAAUUAAUGAAGAAAAUUUCUUCGAGUGGGAAGCACUCAUUACAGGGCCGGAAGGUACAUGUUUUGAGGGCGGUGUAUUUCCAGCAAAAUUGAUAUUUCCUCCAGAUUAUCCUUUGAGUCCUCCGAAAAUGCAGUUCACUUGCGAAAUGUUUCAUCCAAACAUCUACGCCGAUGGCAGAGUAUGCAUUAGCAUUCUGCAUGCUCCUGGUGAUGACCCCAUGGGCUAUGAGAGCAGUGCAGAGAGAUGGAGUCCGGUUCAGAGUGUGGAAAAAAUUCUACUGAGCGUGGUAAGCAUGCUGGCCGAGCCAAAUGAUGAGAGCGGUGCUAACGUAGAUGCUGCUAAAAUGUGGCGUGAAGAUAGAGCUGAAUUUGAGAAAAUAGCACAAAAACUUGUACGCAAGACACUCGGCAUUCCAAUAUGAAUUGUAUAUCAAGGAAAACUAAUGAUAUUGCAUAUGAAAUACACUCUCCUUAUGCAUCACCUAAUUAUGAAAGAAUUAACCUCUGGAUUCCGUCUACUGUCUUAAAUUUAUGUGGUUAAAAAACUUGAGAAAGGAAUUCUGGAAAAUUUUCGUAAAUUUAACUCUGUCCAUUUUAAUUAUUCGUACAUUCUCCUAUUUUCACCAUUAUUCCAUACUGAAGAAUAAUUAUAGCAAGUCAUAUACGACUGAAGAAAAAUGAAAAAUAUUAUUAUCAGUUACAAAAAAUCAUUUAUUUGCGAAAAUAAUAAUAAUACAAUAUUAUUCAAUACAACUUCUCCUUUACACUUUAAAAUUGAUUGCCAGAAAAUUAUGGAUUUCCAACAUAAAUUUACUCUCUUUCAGUGGCUCAUUUAUUUGUAUGUAAAUUAAUAAAAAGAAAAAUUGAAUAUUAA